Molecule: messenger RNA, 963 nt
Organism: Gekko japonicus
Lineage: Eukaryota; Metazoa; Chordata; Lepidosauria; Squamata; Gekkonidae
Product: olfactory receptor 10A7-like
Exons: 2
Coding region: 1-963 (320 amino acids)
Biological process (GO): G protein-coupled receptor signaling pathway
Cellular component (GO): membrane
Molecular function (GO): G protein-coupled receptor activity; olfactory receptor activity
Source: RefSeq, a predicted model, not a curated record
AUGGACACCAGUUGGAGAAAUACAACAGUGGUCACUGAAUUCCAUCUUCUGGGAUUUGGCUAUCAUCCUGAGCUGCGUAUCCUUCUUUUCCUGGCCUUCCUACUGAUUUACAGUGCUGCCAUGCUUGGAAAUCUCCUCAUUAUUGUAGUAGUUCUCUCUGAUAAGCGCCUUCACACUCCCAUGUACUUCUUUCUGGUGAAUCUGUCCUGUGUGGAGGUUUGGUAUGUGUCAAAUACACUGCCCAAGAUGCUUGCCAUUUCCCUCACUCAAGAAAAUAAGAUUUCUUUCAAUAGCUGCCUCACCCAGUUCUUCUUCUUUGGCUUUCUGAUUGGUGCAGAGUGUUGCCUUCUGUCCGUGAUGUCCUAUGAUCGGUAUUUAGCCAUAUGUAGACCGUUGCAUUAUAAAACUCUUAUGAAUAACAAAAUGUGUCUCUUUCUUGCAUUUGGGUCUUGGGUGAGUGGGCUCCUGGGAAGUGUCCUAAUAACUGUUUUGUUUGUGAAGUCUGCCUUCUGUGGCCCCAAUGAAAUAGACCAUUUCUUUUGUGAUUUUAUCCCUUUGCUCAAUCUCCUGUGUAGCGACCCUUAUAUAAUAGCUUUGCUCACUUUCCUCCUAUCCUUUUCAUUCACCCUUCCUCCCUUUCUGCUAACCUUGUCCUCCUAUGUUUGCAUCAUACUUACUAUCUUAAGAAUCCCAUCCACCACGGGGAGGCAGAAGGCCUUCUCCACAUGUUCUUCUCAUCUCAUUGUAGUCACCAUUUUUUAUGGCAGCAUAAUCAUUGUCUAUCAACUCCCACACAGCAGCACACUGGACGAUCUGAACAAAGUCUUCUCUCUUUGCUACACAAUCUUGACCCCCAUGGUCAAUCCCCUCAUUUACAGCCUCAGAAACAGAGAGGUAAAGGAAUCCCUCAAAAAAGGACUCAGCCAGCAGCAGUUCCCUAUGAAGAAGCCAUGCUUUACAUGA